GGCAGCAGUGCUUCCGGGUGUCGAUGCGGAAGUGGCGCAGUGCUUGUUUACUCCCAGCUGCGUCUCUGCUGUAUUUUAUCGGUAGUUGUGAGCUGAGCGGUCCAGUUGUUUCCACUCCUCGGCUGUUGGAGCUGUCGUCGCGUUUUCAAUGGGAGGUCGCGGACUUCUGGGGAACCAGCCGGACUCCAUAGACUACUCGGUGCAUGAAGCCUGGAACGAGGCUACAAAUGUCUACCUGCUCGUCAUCCUGGUCAGCUUCGGCCUGCUCAUCUACGCAAGAAAAAACAAGAGGAAGAUCAUGCGGAUCUUCACGCUGCCUCCCACCGUCGGCAGCAGCCCGGAGCCCAACUUCUACGACAGCCUGCAGAAGGUGCGGCUGCGGCAGCAGCUUGAGAUGUACUCUCUGGGUGAGCGCGCAGCCUUAAAAAGUGUUGCAUCAUCACGAGUCUGAAAUUAAGGCCUUAAAAUGUCUUGAAUUCCUUUUUUAAAAACUAGGAAGUUUGAACAGCAGCAGCAGCAGCAGACUGACAGUGUGCAGCUCUCCAUGGAAUGAGAAACAACAUUUUCAGCCCCUUCUCAUGAGUUUCAGUCUCCCAGACGGAGGUGGACUUGGACUCCUGUCAGAAUCAGAGAUGGUGCGCGCCGUCAGGAGCGGACACAGCUGGAUGGACGAUUAGACAUUAGCAGAGAGUGAAGGCGUGCGGCAUCUCUUCAGCCUGCAGCGGGGAGAGCACAAAUAAGCGAGGGAGAGCGCGGAGAAUUUAAUGGACGUCAAUAUUUUGUUUAUCGUUCAUGUUCGCACACAUUUAAACCAGUGGUUGUUAAAGUAAAGAAAAGAAAAGUGGAAAUGUGUUGUUUAUUCUUGCAUAAAGCCCAGAUCACGACGCUGAUGUGACGCCAGAGGAUGAGCUCAAAGACGUAACGGGAACGUUCUCUCCGUCGAAUGUGUUUGGUGACCCAACAGUGGGUUGUCCUGGAGAGAUUCUCCGCAUCUGUAUUUCGUUUUGAGACUUUUGGUAAUGGACAUAAAGACAUUGUUCAUAUACACCAGGGGUCUCAAACUCCAGUCCUCAAGGGCCGCUGUCCUGCAACUUUUAGAUGAGCCUCUGCUGCACCACACCUGGGUAGAAUAAUUAGGUCAGUAAGGCUCUGGAGAACUGAUCUACACAAGGAGGUAAUGAAGCCAUUUCAUUCCAGUGUUUUGUACCUGCAGCACAGCGGCCCUUGAGGACUGGAGUUUGACAACUGUGAUCUACACAGUCCAUAAAAAUGUGCUCAUCAGUCUCCCUAUGAUAUUCCAAAAAUGACAUUUUGAGAUGGUGUGGACUCAAGUUUUAGAACAUUAAAGCUGUGAAGAAAUUAAAUAUUACUCUGAUUUAC
Molecule: messenger RNA, 1380 nt
Organism: Xiphophorus hellerii (green swordtail)
Lineage: Eukaryota; Metazoa; Chordata; Actinopteri; Cyprinodontiformes; Poeciliidae
Gene: smim19
Product: small integral membrane protein 19
Exons: 3
Coding region: 149-451 (100 amino acids)
Source: RefSeq, a predicted model, not a curated record